This is a messenger RNA of Argentina anserina (silverweed cinquefoil), 3980 nucleotides long. RefSeq names its product probable cellulose synthase A catalytic subunit 3 [UDP-forming]. The record is from RefSeq and is a predicted model, not a curated record. The transcript has 14 exons. Lineage: Eukaryota; Viridiplantae; Streptophyta; Magnoliopsida; Rosales; Rosaceae. Gene Ontology annotation, biological process: cellulose biosynthetic process; plant-type primary cell wall biogenesis. Gene Ontology annotation, molecular function: cellulose synthase (UDP-forming) activity. Gene Ontology annotation, cellular component: plasma membrane; trans-Golgi network. Bases 204 to 3488 code for a protein of 1094 amino acids.
AGGGCGCUAAUUAGUCGGUGGAGAUUUUGAGAGCUAAAAAGAGAGAAGGAAACAAAGCCUCUCAGACUCUCUCUCUCUCUCAUUAGUCUCAAUCUAACUGAGAGAGUUGGAUUUAGCAGAUGCUGGAGUAGUAGUAGCUUUGGUGGUUGGUGAAAGCUUCGAGUGGCUUGUGCUGCAUUAGCAGCAGCAGAUCUGAAUCUGAAAUGGAGGCCAACGCUGGUUUGGUGGCCGGCUCUCACAACCGGAAUGAGCUCGUCGUCAUCCCCCGCGAGCGCGACGGCGAUUCUGCGCCGAAAGGGGUGAAGGGGCAGAUUUGCCAGAUUUGCGGAGAUGACGUGGGGCUCAACGCCGACGGGGAGCUCUUCGUGGCCUGCAACGAGUGUGCCUUCCCAAUUUGCCGCACUUGCUACGAGUAUGAGCGCAGAGAAGGAAGUCAGGUCUGUCCUCAGUGCAAGACUCGAUUCAAGCGUCUCAAAGGAUGUGCGAGGGUGGCCGGCGAUGAGGAGGAGGACGGGGUGGAUGAUUUGGAGAACGAAUUCAGCUUCGAUGGAAGGAGCAGACACGAUUUGCAGCAUGCGCUUUCCGCGGAUGCAAUGCUCCAUGGCCACAUGAGCUAUGGCCGCGCUUCUUCGGUCUCGUCUGACUUCCAUAAUGAUCUGCAUUCCAUUCCUCAUCUCCCUCUCCUUACUAAUGGUCAAAUGGUUGAUGACAUCCCUCCUGACCAACAUGCUUUGGUUCCUUCUUUCAUGGGAGCCAACUCCGGAGGCAAAAGGAUCCACCCUCUUCCUUUCUCAGAUCCUGCAUUUCCAGUACAACCCCGAUCCAUGGAUCCUUCGAAGGACCUCGCUGCUUAUGGCUAUGGUAGUGUUGCUUGGAAGGAAAGGAUGGAAAGUUGGAAACAGAAGCAGGAGAAGCUACAGAUGAUGAAACAUGAAAAUGGUGGCAAGGAUUCUGACUAUGAUGGGAAUGGCCCUGAUCUACCAUUAAUGGACGAGGCACGACAGCCCUUGUCAAGAAAGUUGCCAAUUUCAUCGAGCCAAAUCAAUCCUUACAGAAUGAUUAUCAUAAUUCGACUUGUUGCUCUUGGGUUCUUCUUUCAUUAUCGGGUCCUGAAUCCUGUGAAUGAUGCAUAUCCACUGUGGCUUAUCUCAGUUAUUUGUGAGAUUUGGUUUGGUGUUUCGUGGAUUCUUGAUCAGUUUCCCAAGUGGCUUCCAAUUGACAGGGAAACUUAUCUCGACAGAUUGUCUCUGAGGUAUGAGAAGGAGGGCCAGCCUUCACAACUUUCUCCAGUUGAUAUUUAUGUCAGUACAGUGGAUCCAUUGAAAGAGCCUCCUCUGGUGACUGCAAACACCGUUCUUUCCAUUCUUGCUGUGGACUACCCUGUUGACAAGGUCUCAUGUUAUGUUUCGGAUGAUGGUGCUGCUAUGCUGACAUUUGAGGCACUGUCCGAAACAUCUGAAUUUGCUAAGAAGUGGGUUCCUUUCUGUAAGAAGUUUAACAUAGAACCACGAGCACCUGAAUUUUAUUUUGCCCAAAAGAUAGAUUAUCUUAAAGAUAAGGUGCUCCCUUCAUUUGUGAAGGACAGGAGAGCAAUGAAGAGAGAAUAUGAAGAGUUUAAAGUUCGAAUUAAUGCUUUGGUUGCAAAAGCUACUAAGGUUCCAGAGGAAGGGUGGACAAUGCAGGAUGGAACUCCGUGGCCUGGAAAUAAUGUUCGUGAUCAUCCUGGGAUGAUUCAGGUUUUUCUUGGACAAAGUGGAGGACUCGAUACAGAUGGCAAUGAAUUACCGCGCCUGGUAUAUGUUUCAAGAGAAAAGAGACCUGGGUUUACUCAUCACAAAAAAGCUGGAGCUAUGAAUGCCUUGGUCCGAGUCUCUGCUGUGCUCACAAAUGCACCUUACAUGUUGAAUUUGGAUUGUGAUCACUACAUCAACAAUAGUAAGGCUCUUAGAGAGUCUAUGUGUUUCAUGAUGGAUCCAUUGCUAGGAAAGAGGGUGUGCUAUGUCCAGUUCCCUCAGAGGUUUGACGGUAUUGACAGGAAUGAUCGAUAUGCAAACAGAAAUACUGUGUUCUUUGACAUUAACAUGAAAGGUUUGGAUGGGAUCCAAGGACCUAUCUAUGUCGGAACUGGAUGUGUCUUCAGAAGGCAGGCUCUAUAUGGUUUUGAUGCUCCGAAAGUAAAGAAGCCGCCAACCAGGACAUGCAACUGUUUGCCUUCAUGGUGCUGUUGCCUUUGUUCAGGAAAAAGGAAGAAGAAGAAGGCUAACAAACCUAAAACUGAUUCAAAGAAAAGAUUUUUCAGAAAGGCAGAGACAGCCCCUGUGCUUGCUCUGGAGGGAAUUGAAGAGGGCAUUGAAGGUGUUGAAACUGAAAAUGUGGCUCUAAUGCCUGAGCACAAGUUAGAAAAGAAGUUUGGGCAAUCUCCUGUGUUUGUUGCAUCCACUUUGCUAGAGGAUGGAGGUUCACUAAAAAGUACCAGCCCUGCAUCUCUACUAAAAGAAGCUAUCCACGUGAUUAGCUGUGGCUAUGAAGAUAAAACCGAAUGGGGAAAAGAGGUUGGCUGGAUUUAUGGCUCAGUUACAGAGGAUAUUCUGACAGGCUUUAAGAUGCAUUGCCAUGGGUGGAGAUCCAUAUACUGUAUCCCUGACAGACCUGCAUUUAAAGGAUCUGCGCCCAUUAACCUUUCUGAUCGUUUGCACCAAGUCCUUCGAUGGGCCCUUGGCUCAAUUGAAAUAUUUUUGAGCAGGCAUUGCCCUCUUUGGUAUGGGUAUGGCGGGGGUCUAAAGUGGCUGGAGCGUCUCUCUUACAUAAAUGCUACAGUGUACCCAUGGACAUCAAUUCCCCUUCUUGCCUAUUGUACUCUACCUGCUGUAUGUUUGCUGACAGGCAAAUUUAUCACUCCGGAGCUGACCAAUAUUGCUAGCUUGUGGUUUCUGUCUCUUUUCAUCUGCAUUUUUGCAACGGGCAUAUUGGAAAUGAGAUGGAGUGGAGUUGGUAUUGAUGAAUGGUGGAGAAAUGAGCAGUUUUGGGUGAUUGGAGGAGUGUCAGCUCAUCUAUUUGCAGUGUUUCAGGGGCUUCUGAAGGUUUUAGCUGGUGUUGAUACAAACUUUACUGUGACAUCAAAGGGAGGAGAUGACGCAGAGUUCUCAGAACUUUACGCAUUUAAAUGGACCACAUUGCUCAUUCCUCCAACAACUCUGCUCAUAAUAAACAUUGUUGGAGUGGUUGCUGGAAUCUCAAAUGCAAUAAAUAACGGUUAUGAGUCAUGGGGGCCUUUGUUUGGUAAGCUCUUCUUUGCCUUCUGGGUGAUUGUUCAUCUCUAUCCUUUCCUCAAGGGUCUGCUUGGUAGGCAGAACAGGACCCCUACUAUCAUUAUUGUGUGGUCAAUACUGCUAGCUUCCAUCUUCUCCCUUUUAUGGGUCCGGAUUGAUCCAUUCUUGGCCAAGUCGAAUGGUCCUGUCCUGGAGGAAUGUGGAUUGGAUUGUAAUUAAUCACACUUGAAUUCCAAUUCAAUCGUUCGGCAGCAGGCCACAACCACAGCCCCAACCACAGUAGGGGUUGAUGUCUGAAUGAUACAAACUACACUAGAAAAGAUUCGGUGUGUUUCAGUGAUGGGUCUGCAAACUGUAGAUUAAAAUGUGUGUAUCAAGAUUGAAGGCUGCUGUUUUGUGGGAGACUGUUGGGCACAAGUACAACAAUGCUCCGAUUCUUUAUUAGUUGAAUUUAUAAAGACGAGAUAGGUUAGGGUGAGGAAGGAAAAAAAACCACACUGUUUUUGUGUAUUAUUGUUAUUUAUCACCAGUCUCUUUCUCUGUCUCGAUAUUGAAUUUGCAAUAACAGCAGGUCAUGUUCUGCUGCAUGUAACUUGUAAGUUGUAACUACAAAAGCAAAGAGAUUGUGGAACAUAACAAAUUGUUUGUGGGUUUCUUGUUUGAUGUGUUUAUGAACUUUGAAGCUGUGCUGCGGCCUGUUGGCUUUUGUGU